This is a messenger RNA of Mirounga angustirostris (Northern elephant seal), 2823 nucleotides long. RefSeq names its product eukaryotic translation initiation factor 5 (gene EIF5). Gene Ontology annotation, biological process: translational initiation; formation of translation preinitiation complex; formation of cytoplasmic translation initiation complex. The transcript is spliced from 12 exons. NCBI's taxonomy places the organism in Eukaryota, Metazoa, Chordata, Mammalia, Carnivora, Phocidae. The record is from RefSeq and is a predicted model, not a curated record. Gene Ontology annotation, cellular component: cytosol. The coding region runs from base 581 to 1873 and encodes 430 amino acids. Gene Ontology annotation, molecular function: translation initiation factor activity; GDP-dissociation inhibitor activity; eukaryotic initiation factor eIF2 binding.
GAUUGACGUGACAUGUGGGCCAAUUACGAGCAAGCUCGGGCGCGCCUCGGGCCAAUGAACGAUGCUGCCUGGCGCGGGGGGCGGGCACUGGGGCCAAGGGUAGCUUGAGCGCGGCGGCGGCGUUGUUCAGUCAGAGCGAGAACAUUCCAGAGGUCGCCAGGCCCCGGGCGCUGAAGGGUGUGGACCCCGGACGUCGCUGGGACAGCCCCUCCCCGCUGCUCGGCGGCGCCUGGCCCGGCCGCUGCUCGCUGCGCUGCUCCGCCGCCUCCGCCGCCUCCGCCGCCCCUCCUCGGACUCGGGUUCACGCGCGCCUCACUUCAUCCCAGUCCCGGGCGAGCAGCGUUGGGUUUAUGUCUUUAUUUGACGAAAACGAGCUGUUGCGCAGCCAUUGGUACCUGUAUUGGGGAAACAUAGCAUACAAGCAAGAAGCUUACAGCCUCAGUGGCGAAAAUUUUUUCAUGUCAGAGACCGAGAACUCUUGCAGUCGUUUAUGUCAUCCCUUCUUCUCCAGACAGAAGAUACCAAAAAGUUGCAAUCAAAGAUCUCUUCAUCUUAUUGAUAAAGCCACUAAUAAGCCAAAAUGUCUGUCAAUGUCAACCGCAGUGUGUCAGACCAGUUCUAUCGCUACAAGAUGCCCCGUCUGAUUGCCAAGGUUGAGGGCAAAGGAAAUGGUAUCAAGACAGUUAUAGUCAACAUGGUUGACGUUGCAAAGGCGCUUAAUCGGCCUCCAACGUAUCCCACCAAAUAUUUUGGUUGUGAGCUGGGAGCACAGACCCAGUUUGAUGUUAAGAAUGACCGUUACAUUGUCAAUGGAUCUCAUGAGGCGAAUAAGCUGCAAGACAUGUUGGAUGGAUUCAUUAAAAAAUUUGUUCUCUGUCCUGAGUGUGAGAAUCCUGAAACAGAGCUGCAUGUCAAUCCAAAGAAGCAAACAAUAGGUAAUUCUUGUAAAGCCUGUGGCUAUCGAGGCAUGCUUGACACACAUCAUAAACUCUGCACGUUCAUUCUCAAAAACCCACCUGAGAAUAGUGAUAGUGGUACAGGGAAGAAAGAAAAGGAAAAGAAAAACCGGAAGGGCAAAGACAAGGAAAAUGGUUCUGUGUCCAGCAGUGAGACGCCCCCGCCCCCACCACCAAAUGAGAUCAGUCCUCCUCCACAUGCUGCGGAAGAAGAGGAGGAUGAUGAUUGGGGGGAGGAUACAACUGAGGAAGCGCAGAGACGCAGAAUGGAUGAAAUCAGUGAUCACGCGAAAGUUCUGACACUCAGUGAUGAUUUGGAAAGGACUGUUGAAGAGCGGGUCAAUAUUCUGUUUGAUUUUGUUAAGAAAAAGAAAGAAGAAGGUAUUAUUGACUCAUCAGACAAAGAAAUUGUUGCUGAAGCAGAAAGACUGGAUGUAAAAGCCAUGGGUCCUCUUGUUUUGACUGAAGUUCUUUUUAAUGAGAAGAUUAGAGAACAAAUUAAGAAAUACAGGCGCCAUUUCCUACGAUUUUGUCACAACAACAAAAAAGCUCAACGGUACCUUCUUCAUGGUUUGGAGUGUGUGGUAGCAAUGCAUCAAGCUCAGCUCAUUUCCAAGAUUCCCCAUAUCUUGAAGGAGAUGUAUGAUGCAGAUCUGUUGGAAGAAGAAGUCAUCAUCAGCUGGUCAGAAAAGGCCUCUAAGAAAUAUGUCUCAAAAGAUCUUGCCAAAGAGAUUCGUGUCAAAGCAGAACCAUUUAUAAAGUGGUUGAAGGAAGCAGAAGAGGAGUCUUCUGGUGGUGAAGAAGAUGAUGAAGAUGAGAAUAUCGAGGUGGUGUAUUCGAAGACUGCCAGUGUACCUAAAGUUGAAGCUGUGAAGUCUGACAACAAGGAUGAUGACAUUGAUAUUGAUGCCAUUUAAAGGGGUGGGUGCUGCCCAGCUUAACAGUGUAAUGCUGCGAAUCUUUCUGCAUCAUCAGCCAGAAGUGCAACAUGUAUGUGCAAAAGCUAAAAUGGCUUAACAUCAUGCUACACUUUCUACUAAAAAUGUAUUGCUGUGAGUGGUCUGUAAUUAAGCCCAACAAGACAUCUAGGGAGUCCAUACACAUAUCAGUGAGCAGAUAUAGUUUGCUUAUUUAUAGCAUGUUUCUUUUUGAAAAAUUAGUGGUGGACACAUUUGGAUCACAUUUAUACAGUUAAAUAAAGAUUUGAUUUUGGUCAUUCUUCAGAUUUUGGCUCUGAAUGACUUAAGCUGAAAUGGCUCCUUUUUACAAUACCGCGCCAUCAUUAACCUGAUAGGAUUCUUGGAGCCUGUUAGAUUUUGUUAGAUGCUGAGACUGUAAAGAUGUCCUCAGCAGAAUGUAAACAUAAGCUUACUUGUAAUUAUCUUAAUCAGCCAUUGAGAAAUAUAGUACUUUCGAGUGUUCAGUCCCUCAAAUUGGCAUCUGGUAAUGUACAUUCUUGCCAUGCCGAGGUGGACUGAUAAUCAAAUGGCAGUGCAACAUCUUUAUCUUAUUGAGAAGUAAAAAUGACUUGAGUGUCCUAUAAAUAAUUUUAAGAGCAGGUUUUGAAACUUGAAUUGUGUUUUUUUCAGUUUGUGUAUACUUACCCCAAAUUGUAGUCUUUGGAGUCAUGUGCAUUGCACGUUGGAUGAGCCAGGGGAAUUAUUACAUUAACAAAUAAGCAUUUUAUGUGUAUGUAGCUGUUGCUUUGUACUGACUGAGAAAAUUCUGAAACUAGGGUGUGAUUAUAUAGUAAGGUAUGAUUUUAUUUGGGGGAAGCAGGAAAAGGUGCACUUAAUCUCUAGCAAAAACUGAGCAUCAUUUUUCAACUUUUAUUCUUGUGAUUUAAUUACAGUUUCAAAAUGUUAAA